UCAGUCGGGACGCCGCGGCGGCCGGGGCGAAGAAAGGGAGCCCGGAGGAGCCCGGGGAAGGCAGGGAAGGUUCGGCGGCCUCGGGCACGGAGGAGCGCAGGGCCAUGCGGGCCCGCGACGCGGCCCCCCGAGCCUGAGCGCAGCUCCCCGGGCGGAAAGCGUCGAGCGAGGCCGCAGCCAUGGAGCCCGCGCAGCAGCCGCCGCCCCAGCCGGCCCCGCAAGGCCCCGCGGCGCCGUCCGCGCCCGCGCCCCCGCCGGGGACCCCCGCGGCCCCGCCCGCGCCCCCGGCCGGCCACCAAGUCGUGCACGUCCGCGGAGACUCGGAGACCGACCUGGAGGCGCUCUUCAACGCCGUCAUGAACCCCAAGACGGCCAACGUGCCGCAGACCGUGCCCAUGCGGCUGCGCAAGCUGCCCGACUCCUUCUUCAAGCCGCCCGAGCCCAAGUCCCACUCGCGGCAGGCCAGCACCGAUGCAGGCACUGCAGGGGCUCUGACCCCGCAGCACGUUCGGGCUCACUCCUCCCCUGCAUCCCUGCAGCUGGGCGCCGUGUCUCCUGGGACUCUGUCCCCUGCUGUGGUCUCUGGCCCAGCCGCCACCCCUGCAGCCCAGCAUCUCCGCCAGUCUUCCUUUGAGAUCCCUGACGAUGUACCGCUGCCGGCAGGCUGGGAGAUGGCCAAGACGUCGUCGGGUCAGAGGUACUUCUUAAACCACAUCGACCAGACAACAACAUGGCAGGACCCCAGGAAGGCCAUGCUCUCCCAAAUGAACGUCCCUACGCCUGCCAGCACAGCGGUGCCUCAGACCCUGAUGAACUCCGCCUCAGGACCUCUUCCUGAUGGCUGGGAGCAAGCCAUGACUCAGGAUGGAGACGUUUACUACAUAAACCAUAAGAACAAGACCACGUCCUGGCUGGACCCAAGGCUUGACCCUCGUUUUGGUAAAGCCAUGAACCAGAGAAUUACUCAGAGCGCUCCAGUGAAGCAACCGCCGCCCUUGGCUCCCCAGAGCCCACAGGGAGGCGUCCUGGGUGGUGGCAACUCCAGCCAGCAGCAGCAGAUGCAGCUGCAGCAGCUGCAGAUGGAGAAGGAGAGACUGCGGUUGAAGCAGCAAGAAUUACUGCGGCAGGUGAGGCCACAGGCAAUACGGAAUAUCAAUCCCAGCACAGCAAAUGCUCCAAAAUGUCAGGAAUUAGCUCUCCGAAGCCAGUUGCCCACGCUGGAGCAGGACGGAGGAACUCAGAAUGCCGUGUCUUCUCCCGGGAUGUCUCAGGAGCUGAGAACGAUGACGACCAAUAGUUCAGAUCCCUUUCUUAACAGUGGCACCUAUCACUCUAGAGACGAGAGCACGGACAGUGGCCUCAGCAUGAGUAGCUACAGUGUCCCUCGGACCCCGGAUGACUUCCUGAACAGUGUUGAUGAAAUGGAUACAGGUGACACUAUCAACCAAAGCACCCUGCCGUCACAGCAGAGCCGCUUCCCAGACUACCUUGAAGCCAUCCCUGGGACAAAUGUGGACCUUGGAACACUGGAAGGAGAUGCGAUGAACAUAGAAGGGGAGGAGCUGAUGCCCAGCCUCCAGGAAGCCCUGAGCUCUGACAUCCUCAAUGACAUGGAGUCCGUGCUGGCCGCCACCAAGCUCGAUAAAGAAAGCUUCCUCACAUGGUUAUAGAGUUGCCGGGAAGCCACUCUCCAAGUCUGUGAAGGAUCCACGGAGCCUAAGAUGUGCAACCCUGAAAUUCAGAUAGGCCGGUGUCAAUCAAGUCUUUGGCUAAUACAGGAAACCGAUGAACAAAUGUCCAGCAGGGACCUUCCAUCAUCCACCGCUCUGCUCUUCUCCGCCCGUCGCUGCUGUUAAUGUUGCUGCCCUGUUCACAGCCUGCCCUGAAGAAUCAGACACACAAAACAAAAAGCCCCUUUGGUUUCUUUUGCUCUAAUAACUACUAUUCUCUGGGGUUGCUGGAGAAUACCCUGUGUGGGUGAUGGUGUUCUCCCUUUUGCCCAGUGGUGUCCUCACCCAUUGUUUUAACUGAACACUCAGACUGGGGACUGAAAUGCUUCGUGUCAGAGCAUGUGCUCAAGAUAAAAGGUGGUUUCUUCCGUUGCCUUUGGCCCUCUGGUCCAACAAGCCAAAAACAUGGCAUCUGAUCUUAAGUACUCAGUGCCAAUCGGGAGAUCUCAAAGACUGGUGGACUUUUUUGAUUUCUUCUCCUGGUGAUGCCAUUAGUCACAUGGUGACCUGGAUUUUAUUUUAGAAGCUUCUAAGGCAUGAGACAGUUUCCAUAGAAAUAUAUUAAUUAUUGCCACAUACUCUAGGCUAGGUUUGAGUGGGUAUUUUUUUGGGUGCUGGUGGCCUUCCUUCCUUCCUUUCUUCCUUCCUUCCUUCCUUUCUUCCUUCGAUUCCUUCCUUCCUUCCUUCGGUGAUUGGUUUUGUUGGAACGUAGGUAAAUUAGUAAAGUUGUUUAUAGCUAUAGCUUGGGUGGGCAGUACUGUUGGGGGGGCAGGAAAUCUGUAUUUCCUGGCUUUUUACAUCUUAUUUAAAUCUUGGUUAUCUCCUUUCUACAUAUGUACACACACUUAUAAUGUCUAUGGUAGUGGGAUAGCAGAAUGUAUCUUUUUAAAGGUUUCCCUCCUUUCCAGUUUAGUUUUUAAAUGGUAGCCUUGAGCGUACGCAUUUAGAAUACAUGACUAGUAGGUUUAUGUUUCACAAAUAGUUUAAAUUCUUGUUGGCAACCUGCAAGUGUUCAAGGUAGGGCCGUGUUAUGGAAAGGGCUCCUGUGGUGGUGGAGCCUAGAGGAGCUCUCUUGUCCUCUACACUUUGGUGACUAGGAUGGAAGCUGACACAGGCCUCACUUCCCCUGGGACCACUUCCUAUGGGGCAGUCACUGAGCGGGAGUGAGCUCAGGAGCAGACCUUCCCUCUGCCGCCUCCUCAGUUUGCGAUGUGAACUCAGGUACUUGAGUUCUCAUUUGUCGUGGUCACAAUUAAGACCGGGUUGAGUGUUACCUACAAGAUCGUUUUUUACAGGACCUGCUCACACUUUUCUGCCAAAUGGACCCUUGGGGAGUGUGCAGGAGGCUGUGAGGUCAUGGGUUGGCUGGUAACGUGAUCAGACAAGUAAGUGUGUGGGGGUAGUUGACCUUAGUGAAGAAAUAGAGAUAAGCAUGAGUAUGUCUUUAUUUUUGCAAGGAGAGAGCUUGCUAGAGUACGUGAUGGCUUCCAAAGAGUAUUUUGUAAAGGAACAAAAUAAGCAUGAAUUAACCUUUCAGUAUAAGCUAUGAUGUGUAGUAGUUGGUUAUGAAUUGUAGUGGCACCAGCUAGCACCUCUGUCACUUAAGGGUCUUUGUAUGCUUUUAGGAGAAUCCCUUAUUUUCAAGGGUUUUUAAUGAGCAGACAAACAAACAAAAAAAAACCCCAUCCCCUUUCCCUGGCUAAAGCCGCCGUGGGAAGCCUCAGCUUAGGAAGGUGGAGAUCUGUUGGCGCUUUGAUCUAGUGUAGCACAGGAAGGGAAGUAGGAAAGUUUUAUCCAGUACUUUGAGUGCUCAGAAAAUGCAAUCAGUGUAUUAUAUAUGAUGAUUCAUAGUCAGAACCAGUGUAUUAUACAUUGCGAUUCAUAGUCAUUGGUAGCCAUCGACCCUAAGGCUUCUACUAAGAAACCAGCUGAAGAUUCACCUUUGAGUUAGGUCUGGGGAAAUGGCCACCAGGAGGAUUUAGUUUAGAACAAAAAUGAAAUUGUAUUCUAAAACUCAGUAGUGGGCAGUGAGUGUGCAGACGGACCAUAGGACACUGGUGAGUGCCUGCAGUUUGCCAGUAAGCACGGAGUAAGGCUGCAUCCUCUGCGGGCCCGAACUGUAGUGUGCUUGGAGGGUGGGAAGGUGGGCUGGCGAGGUUAGUGGGGCCGUGAUAGAAAAGCUUUCAUGAACUUCUUUCUCUCCAGUAAACACUUAGCCCACAUCUUGCUGUCAGUAAAGAAGUUGUUCCUAAACUUUGAGUCACUUAAGCUUGCCCACGAAGUGAGGUGCGGUUUCCCUCCCUGGGGAUUGUUUGCCUGGUGAUACCUCAGUGUCCAGCAGCUCCUGGUGCCUGACAGCUGUCUGGCCUCACCACACCCUUUGUGCUGACUGCGGGGACCUGAGCACCCUUCCCUUCCCUGAAUCACGGCCUCAAUGUCGUCUUGUGUCCUUGCUGAUGUAAAAGUGUUUAAUGCUUCCUGGAUGUAGUGGGUAGCAUGCGGAUAAGAAUUUAACUGGUUAUUCUUGAAUUUCUUUUACAAUAAACCAAUUUUUAUAAUCUUGAAA
Mesocricetus auratus (golden hamster) is the source of this 4296-nucleotide messenger RNA. It is a transcript of the gene Yap1, whose product is annotated as Yes1 associated transcriptional regulator. The record is from RefSeq and is a predicted model, not a curated record. The transcript has 9 exons. Gene Ontology annotation, biological process: positive regulation of transcription by RNA polymerase II; hippo signaling. Gene Ontology annotation, cellular component: nucleus; cytoplasm. Gene Ontology annotation, molecular function: transcription coactivator activity; transcription corepressor activity; protein binding. The coding region runs from base 180 to 1670 and encodes 496 amino acids. NCBI's taxonomy places the organism in Eukaryota, Metazoa, Chordata, Mammalia, Rodentia, Cricetidae.